This is a messenger RNA of Solanum tuberosum (potato), 1973 nucleotides long. Its product is annotated as protein Brevis radix-like 4. The transcript has 6 exons. NCBI's taxonomy places the organism in Eukaryota, Viridiplantae, Streptophyta, Magnoliopsida, Solanales, Solanaceae. The record is from RefSeq and is a predicted model, not a curated record. The coding region runs from base 471 to 1565 and encodes 364 amino acids.
UCUUUAAAGCAACACUAAUAAAUUCUUUCCAAUUUCUUCAUCUUCAAUCUUCCAACUAUCCAUUGUUUCUCUACAAUUAAUUUCUCAACUCUCCAUCAGUACUCCUAGUGAGACUCAAAUCCUUCCCCGAUUAUUAUUGUACUUCUUACCUUUGAUAUCUUGCAUCGUUAGUUACUGUAUUUCAAUUAUAUUGUAUUAGUUGUUAAGUUUUCUACGCUCUUUUCUUAUGUUUUGUAUUUAGAUUUUACUACACUUGAAUCGAAGAUCUUUUGAAAACAGCUUCUCAACAUCUAAGAAAGUAAUAAUAAAAUUUGCGUAUAUUCUAUCUUGUCCGGAUGUGAGUUGUAAAUUAUUUUAGUUGACUGUUGCUUCAGGGGUGUGUUAAUUAAUGUAUAUAGUGCUACAGGAAUCUCUUUGAUGGCGCAAUUUAAGGGAAGACAUUAAAAAGAAUUUGAUAUUGUAUUAGCGAGAUGCUUACGUGCAUAGCUCGUUCGAAGCAAUCGAGCGAUGAUUCCCUUGAUCAACCUGAAAAAUUCAAUCCAAAUGCUGUUCCGCCUAAUAAACAAUCUGUCAAAACACUUACUUCUCAGAUCAAGGACAUGGCAUUGAAAGCAUCAGGAGCAUACAAACAGUGUGGUCCAUGUGCGACUCAGCCGUCGACUCUCAGAAAAAACGACUCCGACUCGUUGGAUAAAUUCCGGUGGUCUUAUAAGAGAACAGGGAGUUCGAGUUCCAGCUCUACGGCUGGGAGGAAGGAGCUGGAAGCGAGGCUUAAGGGAAUAUCAAGCGGGGAAGUUACGCCGGUAUCGGCGUCAGCUAGUGGCCGGAGAGCUGAACCGGUGGUGUUUGUUGAAGAAAGCGAGCCGAAAGAGUGGGUGGCUCAAGUCGAACCGGGUGUUCUAAUCACUUUCGUUUCAUUACCACGUGGCGGCAAUGAUCUUAAGCGGAUUCGAUUCAGUCGAGAAAUGUUUAAUAAAUACCAAGCUCAAAGGUGGUGGUCAGAGAAUUGUGAGAAGGUAAUGGAGCUUUAUAAUGUGCAAAGGUUGAAUCGUCAAGCUUUUCCCCUUCCAACACCUCCAAGAUCCGAAGACGGGAGUUCAAAAAUCGAAUCGAUUGAAGACAGUCCUGUGACACCCCCGCUGACUAAAGAACGACUACCACAUACUUUGUUCCGUCCAAUGUAUUCAUCUUCAGAUUCUCUUGAACUACAAUCAACCCAUUCUCGCUAUAAUUAUGACUCUUGUGGUGUCUCCUCAACUCCAAAACUCUCAAGCAUCAGUGGAACAAAGACAGAGAUAUCAUCAAUGGAUCAUGCCUCUAUGAGGACUAGCACAUCAAGAGAUGCAGAUCGCUCUGGAGAGCUAUCUAUCAGCAAUGCCAGUGAUCUUGAAACUGAAUGGGUUGAGCAAGAUGAGCCUGGGGUUUACAUCACUAUACAAGCACUACCAGAUGGCAGACGAGAACUCAAACGUGUCAGAUUCAGCCGAGAAAAAUUUGGAGAAGUGCAUGCCAGGUUAUGGUGGGAAGAGAAUCGUGCUAGGAUACACAAACAAUACCUGGGAUGAUCGAUAACGCUUAUUGCAAAUAUCCCCUACAUUUCCUGUUGAUUGCCAAUUAAGGAGGUGUUGCACUUCUUUGGCAAUGCUCAUACUAUUCAUUUAUUAUAUGUGGAGCCAGAGAUUAGUAUAAGAGAGGCAGGCAAUAUACAAAGAAGAAUCUAAGCUUUGUUACCUUUGUGAACAACCAUCUAGGUUGUUGACAUGUUCUUUCUUUCUUUCUUUGUUUUUGUUUAAUUUCCAUUGUCUAAAUUAUUCUAAGUAAAAGGGGGGAAGGGGUUGAAGAAACUAAAAUAUUUCUUUGGGUAUAAGAUUUUAAGGGUUGAGAAUUUUGAUGUUGAUUCCAAAAAGAAGAAGAGAUUUUGAUGUUGGCUAUGCAAAAAUGUUAAUAUUCAAAAGGAAAGUCUCUUCUCUGUU